Molecule: messenger RNA, 3532 nt
Organism: Saccostrea cuccullata (small rock oyster)
Lineage: Eukaryota; Metazoa; Mollusca; Bivalvia; Ostreida; Ostreidae
Product: transient receptor potential cation channel subfamily M member-like 2
Exons: 21
Coding region: 127-3243 (1038 amino acids)
Biological process (GO): calcium ion transmembrane transport
Cellular component (GO): plasma membrane
Molecular function (GO): ligand-gated calcium channel activity
Source: RefSeq, a predicted model, not a curated record
AAAAUAUGCAUCAUUCUAGAUUUUUUUCCCUCUAAAAAUUUAAUAUCGUGAGAGGAGCUGGAUGAGAUUGGGUGAGUUUUUUGUGCACGAAAGGGUCAAAUUCUAACGGCAGGAGUAAAUAGAACAAUGUUGGAGGUGAAUUCGUCAACAGGAAGGCAUGGCGGGGAGGUACAAGAAGUACAGAGGACAUGGGAAAACAUCAGAGAAAACGUGGACAGUACACCUACCAUGGUGUUCUCCGUGAUCGGGGAUUCUGACAGCUUCGUCCCUAAACCCUGGGCUAAAACCGUCUUUCAAACAGCUUUAAUAGAAGCGGCUAAAAGCGGCGGAGAGUCAUGGAUACUUUACCGUGGUCAUAAUUUCGGAGUCUCUGAAAUCAUACGUGAAGCCUACGGAAAUUACGGGGAUAUGGAGUUUGGAACAGAUAGCAAGAAAGUGGAACUGAAUGAAAAAAAGAGACAUAUAAAGCUAAUAAGCAUUGCAGGCAAAGAGUCUCAUGAAGGAAUGCAGGAGUUUGAGGCAGAGGAUAAAACACCGGAGUAUGGAAUCAAUUUUGGCGCGGGGGAGGAUUUCCUUAUGGAGUUUGAGAAAUAUGUUUCAGAACAAGAAGUAUCAUUUUUUAGCCAAAAAAUCGAUUUUAAAAUGCCUGUUCCUAUUGCAAUCUUAGUUUGUGAAGGUGACAUUGAGACUAUUGCACAUACAGCAGGGGCACUGAUAAACAAACUACCUGUCAUCAUAAUGAAAGGAUCGGGGAAAGCUGCCGAUUUAAUACUAGAUUAUCUAGAGAACAAUGAUUUGCUGAGAAAGAAAGCCAGCUUGUUGUUUGGAAUACGAUUUGACAGCAAUAACUACGAGAAAUUGAAAGGCUACCUAGACACAAUUAAACAAAAGGAAGAUCUGAUAGGUGUAUUUGACGUGAACACUGACGAUCCUCUGAUGCUGUCUAACAUUGUGGGAGAGGCCGUCGUCAGCUGCUGGGCCAUGGAGAAAAUUCUAACCGAGGAAAAUCAAAAUCAAAGUAAAAAUGUUGAUGUCAAUAUGCGACCUAAGACAGCAAUUCCUAAUUCACAAAAGAAUGGGAUUACAAUAACUGGUUCUUCACUUGCCUGGAAAUUAUUGAGAAGGAACUCUGUCCGACCUGCCGAGGAUAUAAUGAAUCAGUUACUGAAAGACUAUAAAGAAGGGUCCAGAGUUUAUGUUUUGAAUCCAAAAUAUACGUCACCUGCAUCCCUGCCUCUGUAUUUCUAUUUUGGAUACCAAAUUGUACAAGAAUCUAAGUUACUAAAACAAUGUGGAAAUAUCCUAUUGUUUGAAGCACUGAAGGCAAAUAGAUGUGACUAUGUCAGAGUUCUUCUUGAUCAGGGUGUGAAAUUGAAACUCGAAAAUUUGCCAGAAUUGUAUGAGCAGACCGUGUCUUGCAAGGAUUGUAAAUUCAAAGUGGAUGACUGCCUUCACAUGCAGUGGAUAUUGAAGCAAAUCGAAGGAGAGCAUGCAAAGAAUCUAUGUCAUAAACACAGAUCCUACAUUAAAAAACUAAAAGAAACAACAGAUACGAAAAAAAUUGAAAAAUACACAGAAAAGACAACGAAGCUUCAUACAUCAGUGGCAGAUGCAGCAAAAGGAUUGUGUAGGAAAAUUCUAAGAUAUAAAGAAACAGAAGAUGAAUCAACUGAAAAUGGCGGCGAUAAAAACUCAGAUGCUAAAAUCUCCGACAUUUUAUUAUGGGCCUUGUUUGCAAACAGAAGGGAGCUUGCGGAAAUUUGCUGGCUGCGAAGUGAAAAUCAUCUAUUAACAGGAUUGGUUUGCUCCGCUGUUCUCCAGAAGUUGUCAAACAAAGCCGGGAAUGUGAAGGAACAAAUAUUAUCAAACGAUCUACUUGAACAUUCUAAGAUAUUUGAGCAACGUUGCAUAGCCAUAAUGGACCGUAUGUAUGAAGAAAAUACGAAGCACGCCAUAGAUCUGAUGGAUGACGAGGCUACUAUAUGGGGAAUACACUCAAGUCCUCUGACGUUCGCCUAUGAAAACUUUAUGUAUGAUGUAGUGGCUCACACCUGUUCCCAGAAAAACAUGAACAAACAGUGGUACAACAACCUGGCUCCUGACCUGAAACCAUUCCUAAAGUCUGCAUUCCGGAAACCCAAAAAGUUUUUCACAGCUCCUCUUACGAAAUUUGUUUAUAAUUAUAUCAUGUUUUUCUCCAUGUUGGUGAUGUACAGCGCCUUUGUUCUCACGAGCAUUAGUACAAAGUACUACGUCCAAGAUAUAGCCAGAGUGUUUGAAUACUAUGUGUAUUUCUGGGGUGCAGGUGAUUUCAUAGAGGAACUUAUCAGUUGUUUUGGCUGUCUUGAAUCAAGAGGCCGAUCACAUCGAGGUUACUACUCAAGAAUGAAGAGAUAUCUGUACGACUUCUGGAAUGUGGUCGACUUAUUGUCGUACGCCUUACUGAUCACAGCUUUAUUUGUACGUCAUUUCCAUCCCUCAGAGACCUUCACGAUCGCAAGGAGAAUGUUCUCUCUCUCCCUUCUGGUCAUGUACCUGAGGUUCCUAGAAGUUUUUCUCAUCCACAGGAGAAUGGGGCCAACGCUUAUCAUGAUCAAAGAAAUGCUGAAGGACCUAUUUAGUUUCCUGUUCCUAGCGAUGUUUGUCGUUUUUGGAGUUGGUAUUUACUACCAUGCCAAUCUAUGGCCGGAUCAUCAGACAAUCUGGAGCGGUGAUUGGACCAAUUGGAGAAUUUGGACAAUUAUUUACUACCCUUAUUGGCAGCUAUAUGGAGAAUCAUUUAGUGAUUUCCUUCAAGGCGAGGAUCUCUCGGACUGUACCAAUAUAACCUCUGUCUGGGAGGCGGAUCCAUCUAUUGACCGCUGUCCACAGGAGGACUGGACAGUCUUAGCUGUCUCAGCCUUCUACAUGCUCUUCUCUAACCUUCUGUUGGUCAACCUAGUCAUUGCCAUGUUCAGCUACACCUUUGAAAGGGUACAGAACAAUGCAGAGAAACUAUGGCGUUUUGAGAGAUACACGGUGAUUAAUGACUAUGAUUGGAGAAUUCCAUCUCCUAUCAAUCUCAUUUUCCUCCCCUAUCGCUUCUGUUGCUGUCCUGGUAGAAAGGGAUGUUGCUUACAUAAAUGUAGGGAAUGUUGCUGUGAGAAAGCGGUAAAAGAGGAAAAAACGGAAACGGAAAAGGCAUUGAAAUAUCGUAAAAAUUUCCAAAAGAUAACAGCAUUCAAAAUACGAAAUAAUAUGUAGAAAGAAAAUUGGUUAUUCUUAACAAUGCAAAAAUGAAAGUGAAAAUGUGAAAAAGACAUUACCAAUGUUCAUUAAAAAAACUGUAUUGUUUCGUAUGUGGAAAAGCUCCUCAAACAAUUUUGAAAUUUUAUGUUUACUUAUUUAUUUGUCAUACCUGUGAUUUAUCCAUAUUCCGUCCUGGGAAAAAAAAUUAUUGAGUUUACGUAUAACUUUUAUCUGCAAUAUGAAACAAGAAAUGUGUUUUAUUAGUUUUUAUGAUAUUAAUGAAAUUGAAUAAAUAUUGCCUAAA